This is a messenger RNA of Erythranthe guttata (spotted monkey flower), 2542 nucleotides long. The record is from RefSeq and is a predicted model, not a curated record. NCBI's taxonomy places the organism in Eukaryota, Viridiplantae, Streptophyta, Magnoliopsida, Lamiales, Phrymaceae.
CACACACACAGUGCCUCACUGAAUAUUAAUUUGAACCAAAGAAGCCAUCUUUGCCAACAAACUGAUACAGAGUUACUCAGCUCCAUACUCCAUUAGAAUCUCUCUUGUUUCUCUCUCCAAAACACACACUGAAACACACACACAGUGCCUUACUGAGUAUAAUUUUGAACCAAAGAAGCAAUCUUUGCCAACAAGCAGACACAAAGUAACUCAGCUCCAUACUCCAUUAGAAUCUCUCUUGUUUCUCUCUCCAAAACACACACCAAAACACACACAGUAGCUCCAUUAGAGAACCAAUAAAGAACCCAACUUUUCCCCACACUCCACACCUAAAAAAAAAUGGCUUCCAUCUCCCUCUUCACACUCUACAUAACACUGCUCCUCCCAUUUCUGCCACCCACCACAGCCUCACUUUCUCUCUCAUCAUCAAAAGCCAACACAACAUCUCUCUCUCUACUAAUAAAAAUCAAAUCUUUAUUAGACCCUCAAAACCUGAUUCUCACAACAUGGUCACCCAAUGCCACUCAGCCAUGCAAUGGCUCAUUUGAAGGGAUCGCCUGCAAUGAGUAUGGUCAAGUGGUCAACAUUUCCUUGCAGGGCAAAGGGCUUUAUGGUCAAAUCCCACCUGAGAUUGGCCAGCUCAACAGCUUAUCUGGGUUGUACCUCCACUUCAAUAAGCUUCAUGGGGUUGUACCUAAGGAGCUUGCUAACUUGACUCAACUCUCAGAUUUGUACCUCAAUGUCAAUAACCUCUCCGGUCAUAUUCCUCCUCAGAUUGGUCUUAUGCCCAAUUUGCAAGUGUUGCAACUAUGUUACAACAAGUUAAGUGGGAAUAUUCCAACUCAGGUUGGAUCUCUAAAGAAACUCAAUGUUCUUGCUCUACAAUCCAAUCAGUUGAGUGGUGCAAUUCCUGCUAGUUUAGGAGAAUUAUUAUUAUUAAACAGAUUGGAUUUGAGCUUUAAUCAUCUGUUUGGAUCAAUCCCACUUAAAUUGGCUGAUCUACCCCUGCUCAAAGUUCUCGAUAUUCGAAACAACACUCUUUCCGGCAACGUCCCUCUAGCCUUGAAGAAACUCGACGAAGGCUUCCAGUAUUCGAACAACGCAGAAUUAUGUGGAUCCGGUUUCCCUUCUCUACAAAUUUGCUCUGCUUCCACUCCAAAUUCAAAUAAACCAGAACCAUUCGGAGCUGACACAAACCAUCUACCUUCUAAAAACAUUCCCGAGUCUGCAAAUGUCCGAGAUAACAAACUGAAUAAUUCAAGAAAAUCCCUAUCUGCCGUUGUGGUUGGAGUGGCAGGAGUAAUUAUCGCUCUGGCGGUAGCAGGGCUUCUCACAUUCACAUGGCAUCGCCGUCAGAAACAAAAAAUCGGAAGCACAUGUGAUAAUGGCGAUAGCCGGUUGAGCACCGAUGAUGUCAUGGAGGUACGUAGGCGAAGUGCUUCUCCUCUUAUUAGUCUCGAGUAUUCGAACGGGUGGGACCCACUGGGCAAACGGGAUGAAGUAAGCAGUUUCUCACAGGAGGUUUUCGAAAGCUACAUGUUCAAUUUGGAUGAAGUGGAAUCGGCAACACAGUACUUUUCGGAGACGAAUUUAUUGGGAAAGAGUGGUUUUUCAGCUAUCUAUAAAGGGAUGUUGAGGGACGGAUCUAUAGUUGCGAUUAAGUGCGUUUCGAAGGUUAGCUGCAAAUCGGACGAAGCUGAAUUCGUUAAGGGAUUGAAAGUGUUGACCUCGUUGAAACACGAGAAUCUAUUGAGGUUGAGAGGGUUUUGUUGUUCGAAGGGCAGAGGAGAGUGUUUUCUCAUAUACGAAUUUGUUUCGAACGGGAACUUGUUGCAGCACCUUGAUGUGAAGGAAGGUGGUAGAAAGGUUCUUGAUUGGCCUACUCGAAAAUCUAUAAUCAGAGGAAUUGCUAAAGGUAUUGAGUAUUUGCAUGGAAGCAAGAACGGAAAACCAACACUAGUCCACCGAAACAUUUCUGCGGAAAAGAUUCUAAUCGACCAACACUACAAUCCUCUUCUCUCUGAUUCGGGCAUUCACAAGCUAUUAGCAGACGAUAUAGUUUUCUCGACGCUCAAGGGAAGUGCUGCAAUGGGCUACCUUGCGCCCGAAUACACAACAACAGGUCGAUUCACCGAAAAGAGCGAUAUCUACGCCUUUGGAAUGAUAAUAUUCCAAAUUUUAUCUGGCAAAAGCAGAAUCACGCAGUUAAACUGUCACGGGGCGGGAAUAUCAAGAUUUGAGGACUUUAUAGACGUAAGUCUUGCUGGGAAUUUUAAGGAAUCGGAGGCUGCUAGGUUAGGUGAAGUUGCUCUUCUCUGCACUCACGAGUCGCCCAAUCUCAGGCCGGAGAUUGGGGCGGUGAUGCAAGAAUUGGAUGGCAUCAUCACUUCCAAUUCUUGAUCGGAUUUUCCGAAAACCGUAUUAUGAGGAAACACGCACGCCCCAUGCUACUAAUUUCUUACUAACUAGUGAUUAGUGAGAGAUAAUCUCUGUUUUGUUAGUUGUUAGCGAGAGAGAGCAGUCGAGAAGUAGAUUGCACACG